Molecule: messenger RNA, 1582 nt
Organism: Xyrauchen texanus (razorback sucker)
Lineage: Eukaryota; Metazoa; Chordata; Actinopteri; Cypriniformes; Catostomidae
Gene: gpr83
Product: G protein-coupled receptor 83
Exons: 4
Coding region: 1-1059 (352 amino acids)
Biological process (GO): neuropeptide signaling pathway
Cellular component (GO): membrane
Molecular function (GO): neuropeptide Y receptor activity
Source: RefSeq, a predicted model, not a curated record
AUGACUUUCGGAAACACCUCCGUGGAUUUAUUCUCGCAGUUUUAUGUCUUGCAGAAUUUCUCCGCGUUUUUUAAUUUAUCUUUGGUGGACGUGAUGUACAACAGAGGAGCGAACUACGAGCCGGAAUCCCACAAAACGACCAUCAAAGCGCUCCUCAUCGUCGCUUAUUCUGUUAUUAUCAUCAUCUCACUUUUUGGAAACGUGGUGGUUUGUCAUGUUGUAAUUAAAAAUAAACGGAUGCACUCAGUGACAAGUUUGUUCAUUAUGAAUUUGGCCAUUGCUGAUAUUCUUAUAACUCUCCUCAACACGCCUUUUACACUGGUCCGGUUUGUUUACAGUACAUGGGUGUUUGGGAAGGUGAUGUGCCAUGUGAGCCGCUUUGCACAGUAUUGUUCUGUCCACGUCUCUGUACUUACACUGGUCGCCAUCGCCAUUGAUAGACACCAGGUGGUGAUGCACCCAAUGAAACAGAGGAUGUCUCGGGUUCAGGGUGUAGCCUGGAUUGGCGUCAUCUGGGUGAUGGGGUCCUGCUUCUCUCUACCUCAUGCCAUCUACCAGAAACUUUUGCGCUUUGAAUUUGUCAAUAACAGGGUACGUAUGGUAUGUCUACCCAGUUUCCCACAGCCCUCUGAUCUGUUCUGGAAGUAUCUGGAUCUUGCCUCAUUUGUCCUCCUGUACAUGCUGCCAUUAGCGAUUAUCUCCAUAGCAUACCUCAUAGUGGCCAAGAAGUUGUGGUUCCGGAAUGCUGUCGGUGAUGUCACACUGGCCCAAUCGGCUGCCCAUCGCAGGAGGAAGAAGAUGACCUUGAAGAUGCUGAUUGCAGUGGUGGCCGUGUUUGCCAUCUGCUGGUUUCCCCUAAACUGUUAUGUGGUGCUGCUGUCAAGUAAAGUGAUCCCGCCCAACAACGCAUUGUACUUCACCUUCCACUGGUUAGCCAUGAGCUCUACCUGCUAUAACCCCUUCAUAUACUGCUGGCUCAAUUACAGCUUCCGUGCCGAACUAAGAGCCUUGCCUCUAAUUGGACGCAUAGCUAAAGGCAACGCUAUUCAGCAAUCCUGAGGAAGCACCCUACAUACUUCAGAAUUCUGUUUACUCUUUUUGAAUUCAUAUACUCACAUACAAAAGUACUGGAGCAGUUCAUCUUCUCACCUGAUGUGGUUGCUCUUUUUCAUCUUACCAAUGGCUCUCGUUUAGUCUUCUCCUUCUGAAUGAUACCCACACCCACAAAGAGCACUGUGCUGCCAUGUAAGAGAUGACAUAAAUGCUGAAAGAAGAUGUUAAUUAGAAACUUUUUUCUCAAGAAAAUGUGUUUGUCUAAGUAGCCGUAAAAACAUUGAAAAUGACAUACUAUGAUUUAAGUGGCCAAUCUGUAAACGUUAAAAUACUCACCGUUUCAAAAGUUUUGCUAUAAGACGUAAAACAUAUGUGCGUGAAUAUUUACUUACUGACCAUUCUGUAUAAAGUUAUAACCAAUAUUAAAAUGUUGUUGCCAGGAUGAUGUGACAAUGUAAAUCCUUUAAUCCUAACCCUAACCCUAAUUGAUUUAAAUACUUUUACAGCUUAAAUAAUACCCAAUUUUUUA